CGAAUUCCCUCUGGAAAGAUUUCGUUGCAGAUUCUCUAAACAGCUGGAGAGAGAGAAAGAGAAUGUCAAUUUUUUUUCCCUCUCACUUUUUCCUCUCGCUCUUCUCUUCUGUUCCCUUUGGAUUUUUUCCACUUUUCUUAUCGCGUGGCGAAUUUUCAUUUAGGUAGCGCACCGGGUGUAUUUUCAUUCCACCUCAGCUCACCUCUCCUUUCCUUUCGCUGUUCCCUCCCUCCUUCAACAUCGCGUUCGAGUCUAGAGCUCCCGCAAAAGCGUACCACCUACCGGCUUAAUUUCCGGGAUUAGCAAUUUAUUUCUCGAAGUUCCCCCUUGCCCCGUUUCUUGUUUAGCUUCCACCACCGUCGCCGGUUUUGUAACGGCGACCCGCCGCCGUUCCCUUCCAACCACCACCCAUCCAACACCGUGAUUCGCUGCUCUUCUGCGAUUGCCAGACGCGAAGCAACGGGGCCGGGGGUUUAAAAGUUCUCCUCGAAUUAUACACCCGUCGGUUAUGGAAGAAAAACAUUCACUCCAACGGCAAAUAUCGAUUGCCUACACGUCGCGCGCUAUCCCAUCGUCGUCAUCCCUUUCACAGAUUCGAUGAUCUCACCUUUUGCCGAUCUCGUAAAGCAAACGAAUUUCGCCGACUUGCCGUACAGCGCCGUUGAUUGUUUUUAGGGGUUUUAACGAUCUCGCGCUUCGAAUCCCACGGCAACGAUGACGGUGAUAACGACGAUAACGCGCCGUAGUAUAUAAACCGGCGCUGUUUUCGAAACUGUUUUCGAUUCUCCCACGCGUAAAACACCUCAACUAUGUGUGCAAGAACAAACGGUCCUUCCGGAAUAUCCCCCCCUGUCUUCGUGAAUACUUGAGCAGAAACGGAUGCCUCGCGAACCCCAUCAAAAGCACGUUAACGUUGCCAUGACUACCGGGGAGCAGCGUAGUCGGUAGGACAAAGUCUUCGGGACGAGAGACGAGAUACGAGCGAACGACGUGUACGCGUCCUUCGCACUCCCCUUGAUCCCCCUACCUCUGUCGCCCACCUGCCCUCGGGAUCUGCUCCCGUUGUUUUUUUUCCACGUGAUUGUCAUAUGUUCCGUGGAAAAAUCAAGUUGAAGACAGGUGGAAAACCGAGAGAAAAAGGAUAUGUAACGUGUUACGUACCAUUGCCGAAUGCUUCGGGUUCGAGACACGAUAACGAAUACUUUUGUACCCCUGUGCGGUAAAAUAACACACGGGCAUAUUUGCGGAAUUUCCCUUCGAAACGGUGGAGGAGGAGAAAAUAUUACUUCUCAUUCUGCUUAGCGGAGAAUCGGAGGGUUGAAACAAUAAUUGUCGGACGAUUCGCAAUUUUUUUUUUUUUUUUCUACUUCGUCGUUCUCUUCGCGUCGUGUUCGUUCAUCGAUUCGUCGAAGGACCGAGGAGAGCGGCGCGUAUCGCGUCUCGGAGAUCGAUAAACGAAAUAAUCGGGGUAUCGGAACACGUCGUUACUUUUCGAAGAGUGAACAGAAGUGGAAACGAACAUCGGGGCCACGCACACGAGCAGCUGUUCACGACAUCUUGGAUAUUUCUGACUUUCGAACGGCGAGCAGGUCCAUCUUGCCAAUAGCUAGGCGUACAGUAGCCCUCGAACCUCGGGUGCCGCCUAACUAUCGGCUCGAGUUGCAACACAUUUGAAUUUUUCGCAUCUUUCAAGUGCGACCCUGUCCACCUCACCUCCGAUCUCGAGUCGAUUCUCCCCCUUUUUCGAAUCGCUGGAAGACGUGAUCUUUUAAUCGCAAAUUCUUCUUUUUUUUCUUUCUUUCACUCUUUUCUUCUUUUCUCUCGGUGACGUCGCGGUAGGCGCAUUCUUGGCGGUACGAUUAUUAUUACCCCUACCCUGUUGUCACACGUAACACGUUGAAAAAGAAUUUCAAACGGUCCGCGGACGUAGAGAUUCUUGACAGACGAGAACCAUUUCAUUUUACAAAGUUGUCAGUUCGCAUUGAAAAUGUUAUUGUAACUAAUUAUAACUAGGAGAGUUGAACUGUCGUUUCGCUGGCUAAUAUUCAUGUUAUAUACGGUGAUAUUGCGAAUCUAACGCACAACAAAUGCGCCAAGCUGACACAAUUUUCUUCGAUUAUCCGACAAACAAAUGCAAACUCUUCGAAUGUUGUCACGCGUGGUAAUACUUUUUUUCCUCAAAACUCUCGCGCGCGCACAGCGCAUCGUAAUAUUGCUCAGGGUUCUCCGUUAAGUUUCGACGGGGAGAAAAACUUUUUAUAAUUUUCGUUUCCAGUUUUCGGUAUACUCAUUCGCAUGAAUAUCCCAUCCUCAGAUGUUUUCGCCGAUAUGGUCAUCCUCUCGAUCGGCAUCGAUGGAUAAUUCGGCUAGAGAGGAGAUAGGACUAUAGAAACUCGCGAUCUCUAAGGUCGGCUUCUAGCUUUUUGGCGACAAUCCAGCCUCGUAUAAAUAUCUCUGGGAGUCACCGGUGGCUUAAUGCUCUCCGAAAACCCACAGGGCUCUCAACUUUCACAUCUUAAUAUUUUUUUUCGCCACAUUUCCCCCUCCGAUUCUCGCCUUUUCCCCCACGUCGCGACCUACUCGGUUUUUAUCGAGGAUUUUAUCAUCGCUUCGUUUCGUUCGUUUUCUUCACCGUUUUUUUCGCUGCCUCUCGCGAAUCAAGCGAUCUUUAGUUUUUUUUUCCUCAUUCUCGCGUUCGACUCGUGGACGUGUCGACUGUUGUACCUACGCCAUGAUCAUUACCGUCGCCGUUUCAUACUCGUCAUCGAGUCGCUUCGAAAUACGUCAUCGUUUUAUGGCUCAGCGCCCUUGACCUUGGUACAGAGCAUGAAGGACUAGAGUUCUCUGGCGUUCGUCUCGAUUUCAUGUGACUUACGAUCGAAACUGCAGUACAGUUUGAUCAAACUUUUCGUUUCGCCGAACUGAUCUCUUCGUUUUGAGUAUAAUUUGUAACGACAAAAAAAAAACAAAAAAAAUCCCAAGGAAAAAAUCUGCAUCCCAACGUAACAUUUAUUCCGACUAAUCGUAUACGUACGAGUCUUUCUAGCUCAAAGAUUCUAUUUCUGUAUAGUAAAUGACCUUUGGAAAGUUACUUCUCAAAUUACAAGUUAUUUACAACCGAGGUAAAAAGAGAAGAAAAAAAAAGAAAAAAAACUACUAUACGGUCAAUCUUUCGGAGCAGAUGUUAUACACCGCUAAUCCAGCGCACUCUUUGUCUAAAUUCUCCCAGCCGAACGACCGGCCACGGAUUAAUUACUUCACCUAUUAUACGGAUUCUGUAUUUUGUAUCACGGGGUCCGAGAAAUCCGACGUGUCUAAUCAGCGAGAUUGAAAAAGGGGGGGAUUAAAAAUUUGCGCUCCGUAGGAUUUGGAAAAGGAGAGGAGAAAUAGAACCAACGGAAUAAAGAAGAAAAUAAUUAAUGGAUACAAUAAAUAAAUGAACGGAUAAACAGUCGUACGGGUAUUUUUCGCUCCCAGCUGAACUCUCCGAUCGUAUUAAAGCUGACUCUUGAUAUGCUUUCCGUGAUUCGUAUAACCUACGGACGUUUCGUUUAAAGCCAGUAAAAUAUUGUUGUCCACGCACAUACAAAUAAUAUGUGCUACACGCAAACAAACUAAUUCCUGAUAAUGACGGGGGCUAAUAAUAUCGGUUUUUGCACGGCAUCGAAACGUAUAUAUCUCCGACACGCUGAGGACACGUGUAUUUGCCAUAGGGUACAUGCCGGAAAUACGCGAUAUGUCCGGAUGUAAUAACUGUCCUUGUAUCCGAACAUAUGUGAACGAAAUAUUUAUGACGAUUUUUGUCUUUUUUCUUUUUUUUUUUUUUUGUUUCGAUUCAAUUUAUUCAGUGAUGGACAAAUGUGAUGUGCUCGAUUAUACGUUAGAGUUGCACCUGAGUAUGUAUACCUCGCGGUAAAAAAAAAAAAAGAAAAAAAAAAAAAAUGGUGAUGCAGAUUGAUAAAGUGGAGAAAGCAAGUGCGACACAAUUCAGUGAAUCAUAGUCCUUGGAUCCUACUUUUGUUCCUGAAACAAUGUUGAGCUGGCUCAGCGACAGCGGGCUAGUGGAGACAGAUCCAAGUCGAGUUGGCAACAUGACAGCUAUCAACUCGGGUCCAGUGGGGGAGGUGGGUGGCGUGAGAUUGCCUCUGCAAUCCCUGCAUGGGUAUGGUUCGGUUUUCAUGUACUCCGCUUCCAUGAGUCCCGGGGGAGCCGGUGGGGGCACAGGGGGUGGCGGCGGCGGCGAAGUAACGCUUCGACUUCGCGAACCCGAAGACAUCCCAGAAGAGGUACUCGCGCGUCUCGAGGACACCGCCACCCUCUCGAUUUCUCUACAGGGUGACACUGUCCUUAGAUUGGGCGGUGCCGGAACAGGAAACGGAAGCUUGGAACUGUUUGACAGCGAAAGCGGACCGGAUCUCACGCUGUCACCUCAGACCUUUACCUCGACGGCGGAGGCAUUUAUCAACGAUAACAGCGACAGCCUUGGAGUUCCGGGGGACAACGACGCUGGUAGUGGAGAGGAGUCGAGGUCGGGUACCGGAGAACCGGGUAAACUUGGAGUCAAGAAACAACGACCGAAAGCAUCGUCACCGAACAGACAAGGACCUCAACAGUGCCAGGUUUGCGGUAAGGUGUUCAACAAUGCGUCCGCCUUGACGAAGCACAAAUUGACGCACAGCGACGAACGAAAAUACGUCUGUACGAUGUGCGGGAAGGCAUUCAAGCGGCAGGACCAUUUGAACGGCCACAUGCUCACGCAUCGUAACAAAAAACCUUACGAAUGCAAGGCGGACGGGUGCGGGAAGUCUUACUGCGACGCUCGGAGUCUGAGAAGGCACACGGAGAAUCAUCACGCGGGUAGCAAGGUUAACGAGAGCGUGAGUCCGAGCAGUCCGAUGACGGGUCCCCACACCCCGAACACUCCGAGUAGCAAUCCGAGCACUCCGAGUACACCGGGAGCACCGGCGACACAAAAUGGACACAACAACACCGCCCUCAAACAACUCCUGGCGACGGAACCGACGCCCUCGGCGCAGCAGCACAAGUCGGCAACUUCUCCCGGGGCAAACAACGACGGUUUAACGAAACAGCAAUUGGAACUUAUACAGCAGAUUAUGCAACAGACGCAACGGCAAACCACGCAACAGUCCUCGCAGCAAUUGUCGCAACAAAAUGCGUCGCCUCCUGCCGCCGUCGCUGUGGCCGCUGCCGCUGCCGCCGUUGCAGGACAAACGAAAACCCCCAAAUCUUCCACAAAAGCAACGCCAGCGCUCAACACUAACGUUAGUUCUACCAGCAAUGGGCCAACCGCAAGGUCGAGUCCCAAACCAAGGUCGUGGAAUCAUUCUCAGCAACAGCAACAACAAGCGCAACAGCAGGCUAAUUCACCGGGAAGUGGAGGGAACGCGGGUAAAAACAGUCCCUCGCCAGCGAAUACCUCGUCACCGGGUCAAAGUCCGAGUCCUAAAACUCAAGCUGAACCUAAGCCAGUCGAGUGCAAUUUAUGUCAUAGAAAAUUUAAAAAUAUACCGGCCUUGAAUGGACACAUGAGACUACAUGGCGGUUAUUUUAAAAAGGACGCUGAGAACAAAAAAUGCGAGAAGAAGGAGGUGGUCGGACCUCCGUUGCAAACGGCAUCCGUUGGCGUGAGGGCUUUGAUCGAAGAAAAGAUCAUCCAGAAGCGGACAACCGCCCUUGCUCUUUCAGCCACCGAUGCCAGCAACGGCGCUCAGUCACGGUUGGGAACUAACACCUUCACCACCCAGGCUGAUAGGACUAAUCACACACCGGGAAAAACGGGCUUCGCGGUACCAGCACCCCCGCCCUUGACCACCGCUGAAAAGGUGAGGAGGCAUUCGGAUAGCGAACAUUUUAGGCAGCCAAAUGUCACCGUCGCAAAUCAUGCGGCGGUACAAAAACAGCUACAAGAAGCUCAGACCCAGGCACAGGCCCAGGCCUUGGCCGACAUGAUAUUGAAGGGUACUACUAAAAUGGCUGUAAAAAGAGCGGCGUCCGAUCCUGGUCAAAGAGUCCAAUUAAAUUACCAGACAAACACAAAUCAGGGGAAUACCAGUCAACAACAAAAAACACAAACGCAAUUACAGCAGCCUUCCGUGACGGACAGUUUUCCGAUAACGGGAUACUCGGAGGACGGAGGAUACUUCAGUCCUAGCUUGCAGGACGAAGUAUUCCAGCAAGUUACAGCCGUGCCAGAUAGCGUUCUCCUACAUGCCACACAACUAGACUCGAUUCAGUUUCAGACGACGAGCCUUCUUCACGAACAGUCUUCCGAGCAGUUGCAGGAAAUGUCAAUGGAAGAUCGUUUUUCGAGCCAACACACGGUGAAUCCGGAUCUUCAGGCUCUGGUGAACUCACCCCUACCGGAUUCUCUCGCAGAAUUUAGCACCUACGGAGCUCAGUACAGCACGGAGAGCCCUCACACAUUGCCUGCGCAAUCUCCCUUGCCAUCGCCACUCACCCGCCACGACAGUCCAAGUUUCACAUAUCCGACUCCACCUGCAAGUCAAGAAGGCCUCCUUACCGGAAGCUUGCCCCUUCUGAGUCCUCAAGAAGAUCCUGAUUCCGUGAGACCUGUUUCAUCACCUUUAUCCGCGGCCUUUUAUACCACGACGAUGUCUUCCGCGGCGGCUGUUGAAGAAGCUCUGAGCGAGGUUCUUCCUGGUGAAACUGAGGCGGACACGGACUUGUACGGCGGAUCGCCAAACCCGCAUUCGCCGCUUCCGAGUCCGUUAUCCGCUACCCCUGCACCCUCGCCUCUUUCAUCGCUCCCACCAUCCUCCGUCUCAUCUCCUGGACCAGCGACUUUUUCGAGUUCCACUUUUCCCGUUUCACCGCACCACGCGCUGCAAAAUCAGAUGAUGCCCAACUCCGAAGAUCCUCUACUCUCUUCGAGUCCAAAGGACUUCACAGCAGGACGGAGGAAAUUUGAGUUUUCGGGAUUCCAGUCCUACAAAUUAAUUACCAGUCAAAAUUUAGUAGAUUUUGGACUCGGUAAUGGAAGUCUGGCUGGCAUUGUCGUCGACAACAACGGGGAAUUUAAGCUCAUACAGACCGCGGGGCUUCAGAAGGCUAACGUUCUUGUGCAGGCCGGAUCUCUUAGUCCCCUGACUUUUAGAAAAGAAAUCAGACUAGCCACGCCGAAAAUUGAGCCGGGGUCGAAUAACGUAGCGUCAUCAGGAGGGUUGAGUACGCAGCCACAAUUCCAACAAAACCACGUUCAUCAGCCAACCUUCAAUCCCGCCAAGUUUUUGAUUCAGACAAACAACGCGAACAAAUAUACGAUAAAAAGUAAGACAGCGGGUAAUCUGCCUAUUCCGAUAGAACAGAUCAAGGAGGAACUCCUGGACGAAGACGUCUUCCUCAGUCCUACGAGAAUCCCAGCUAGCCCGAUCCGGCAAUGUAGAAAGAGGCCGCGAAUGGACGGGCAUUACUCAAACUCUCACUCGUACCCUUCAAGACUGAGGAGAGCCUGCGAUAGACAUUGGGACAGUAGUUACACACCGCCACCGAUAUUAGACCCAUCUAGAUCAGGCCCAGGAUUGUACGCGAGGCUCCACCAACACGAAAGAGAAUCGGAAUUCAGCUCUGACGAUUCCCAGGGAAAUGACGGGCCACCACCGAGAAUAAAUAUCGGCCACAGAUAUCAGGCCGCCAUACCUCCUGUCAGAUGCGAUGGAGAAAGAGGAAGAGGUGGACCAGAAAUAGAUCAUCUUCUGUGGGAUCCAGGCAUAAAUAAUAAUUUGACCGAUACGGAAAUGGAUAUGUACCUACAGUUCGCCUGUUGUGCGGCUGUACCCGGCGGGGGAAGGAACAAAGAGUACGCUCUACACCUGCUACACAUGUGCAAGGGAAACAUUCACGAAGCGAUGCUAAAGUUAAUGAGACCCACCCCUUCGCUACCGAUGGGACAUCCCCUCCUGUGCUACGAAUAUCAUGAAUCAGAUCGAUGGACCGCGCACGAGAUGGAUUUGUUCCAUCAAAGUUUAUCGAAACGUAAUAAAGACUUUAGGGGUAUAUCUCGCGACGUUGGUAGCAAGUCUGUUAAACAAUGCGUGCAAUUCUACUACCUCUGGAAAAAACUUUGCCCUGAUGAGUACAAAAGAAUGAGAGCCCGGCAUGGAAAACCAAAAAUCAAAAUUGAGAACAAAGAGUUCAGAGAUUCGAAAGACACCAAGGAACUCAGGGACGCCAUCGCGUCCGUUACGGAUCUGGACUUUAGUGAGGAAAAGUCAAUUCUUCACCGCACUCUGUUACAGACUAACGAAAGAGAAAGUUCUGCAACUUUAACAACUAGUGAAGGGGAGCUGCGAUUAUUUGCCUACGAAUGCCCGGAUAGCUUUAGCGGAAGUGUAACAGUAACGAUGGCUGGAUGCACCCAAACUGGCCAAACCGAUCACGUCACAGCCAACACCAACUCACAAACUCACACUAGUUCUGAGCAACUACCACCCGUGCCCACCCCACUUCAUUACCCCUGCAAGAUUUGCGGGAAAGUUUUCAACAAAGUGAAAAGCAGAAGUGCACAUAUGAAAUCUCAUCGUCCAAUACCCUCGCCAGAUUCAACGGGUCCAGAAACUAAGCGAAUAGUGCAGUUGCAGCAUCAACAAAACUCACAACAACAACAACAACAACAGACCCCACAAAACCAACAGCAACAACAACAACAACAACAACAACAACAACAGCAACCACAGCUACAACAGCAACAAACAAAGCAGUUGCAGGAUUUUCAACAGACGACGAAUAGUGAUUCUAAUGGUCAUAAUACAACCCACUUAUGGCACAAUCCUACAAGACUUAGGCCACCGUAAAACCAACUCAAUUGAUAACCUGAACUUAAGUUACCUAAAAAAAGGCAGUAAUGUUUUGAACAAAUGUAUUCGAAAACUCAGAAAAGGAGUGGAAAUUCAAGGGUGCGCUUUCGCAUUCUCCCAAGGCUAUUGGAAUAAAUUUUGAAUUUCUUAGUAAAAUAGGCUGGUUUUGUUAAUUCGCACUUCAUCUGUUUAAUAACGGUUCAAUUGCUCGACACUCGAACAAAAAAAAAAAUAACGAUAAGACAGUUCGUCUCAUCGAAAACGAAAACCAACCGAUAUGCUACACUAUAUAUUAACGAAGAAUUUCGGCCUAAAUAAAAGUUUCAUCUUGUGAAAUUGAAAUUAUUUAUAUGACGAAUACACAGGUAUAGAUAUACUAUACAGGGUGAGACAUGUAUCUUGAGACACCUGAAUAUCUCGCCAGUUGGACGUUUUUCGAAAAAAUCGUUUAUACAAAAGAUAUUUGGCUUCAAAGCGAAAAUGUAACAGCAUUACUUUUUUCUCAUUUGGUGGGUGGGUUCAAGGUUACUCAAAGCUCAGCAUUGGUUUUUCAACUUGGAACCCAGAUUUUUUUUCAUCAGUUUCACAAUCUAGGAAAAACCCCAACAAAUUUUGUUUCGAACAAUUAUUCUGUCGGGCCUGUAUCUUUUCGGAAAUUCAAUUUCGAAUAUUUCUUAAAUUACAUUGGAAUUGUCAUGAAAUGGUAAUGCUAAUCUAAUGCUGAAUAUAUUAUCGUGACAAAUUCUCAAAAUAACGAACAUGAUGACGAUUUUGAGUAUUUCUUACAAUAAUAUGUUCAACUUUAUGUUCAGUUUUGGAUCAAGCUUAUUAUUGUAUGACAAUUCCAAUGCAAUUCGAGAAAUAUUCGAAAUUGAAUAUCUGAAAAAAUAUAGGCCCGACAGAAUAAUUUUUCAAACAAAAGUUGUUGGUUUUUCUCUUGAGAUUGUGAAGCUGAUAAAAAAAUAUGGGUUUCCAUUUGACCUCCAAGUGAUCUUGAACCUAUCCGCCAAAUCAAAGAUAAGUAGUACUGUUACAAUUCCCUCUUGAUGCCAAAUAUCUUUCGUACAAGUGGUUGUUCGAAAAAAAGUCUAGCUGGUGAGAUAUUCAGGUGUCUCAAGAUAAAUGCCUCACCCUCUAUAAGCAAGGCGAACGUGUGGAUUAGGAUGAAUUUUUAAAUCAUGCAUACGCGCAAUCCUGGCGAUAUUAUUGCUACACAACGAUAAUGAAAGAAAAAUUAAUGAAUAAGAAAACGUAGAAUCAUCCAUUUGCGACGUAUGGAAGAGUCUGGGCAUUUGUAAUUAAACAAUCAGAAUAAAAAUGAAAUGUUCAGGAAAAAAGAAGAACCCAAUCAGGGACAAGAAUUUAUAGACAAAUCGUGGAGGAACUAAAAAGCAGACAUGAAUUUAGAAUACAGGAAACACACACGGUUACAUACGCGGAGAGAUGUUAAACUCAAUACAUAAGUAUAUUACCUCACCGCUCAAGUGUCAUUGUGACUUGCGUAAUGAAAUAAUACAUUACUACAAAUUACCAUUCAACGAAGGUACAUGCUAACCUGUGUAAUACAUACAUAUAGUAACUAAUUACUGUGCUAUAGGACACUACUGUUACCUGUUGGGUCUUUCCUAUUAUAGAUAUUAAAAGUAACGAGGAGAAAAAAUGAAACUCUGUCGCGUAUUCCCCUUUACGAAAUGAUACCUGCUUCAUACGCUCAAUAAUUUGCUACGUAACGUAAUAACAAUAAAAAGACGUAAGCAUAAUUGCCAUACUCCAGAAACGAUACGACGAUCCUAAAAAACAAAAAAUGAAAUGUCAAAACUGUACUACACCUCACACUCGUUGUUCGGUAGAUGAUUACUUCUAACUGAACAAAAUAAUGGCAAAUAUAUCAAAAACUGUAUUAAAAUUACGUUGCGUAGUAAUUCAUGAAACGAGUCACAAUAUAUAAUACAUAUAUAAAUAUAUAUUUUAAUGGUAUUCGUGUUACAUACGUAUGUACCCCAUAUGUUUGUCCCAGAUACACUCAUAAUUAUAGUUGAACAAUUUAUAAUGUACCAAUGUGUACCAUAUAAGAGUUGAUGAUAUUAAUGUCCACUAUAAAAUUCGCCAACCAUACAUUUGUUGAAGCCCAAAUUUUGUUACCUUUAUCUUCAAAUAACAAACACAAUGAAUUAUGUUCAAAUAAAUUUUAAUGUAUAAAUUGAUGUCCUCCGAUUGAUAUGUUACUUCAAAUUAGUAUGUAGGCAAUUAUAUUAGUUCUAUGAGAUGAAUAUUCAAGUUUCACUCUGCAGGCUUCGGCCUCGCCAAUAUCGAGUGUAUAACAACGGCAACAACAACAAUAAAAACAACAAAAACAACAACAACAACAACAACAACAACAACAACAAUAA
Athalia rosae (coleseed sawfly) is the source of this 11224-nucleotide messenger RNA. RefSeq names its product mucin-4. The coding region runs from base 4032 to 8831 and encodes 1599 amino acids. The transcript has 18 exons. NCBI's taxonomy places the organism in Eukaryota, Metazoa, Arthropoda, Insecta, Hymenoptera, Athaliidae. Gene Ontology annotation, molecular function: transcription corepressor activity. Gene Ontology annotation, cellular component: histone deacetylase complex; transcription regulator complex. The record is from RefSeq and is a predicted model, not a curated record. Gene Ontology annotation, biological process: negative regulation of DNA-templated transcription; regulation of transcription by RNA polymerase II.